AUAUGAUUAAAGGGGACCCGGUUACCUCUCUUUUUUUGAUCCACCGCCCAGUCUCUAUCUUGUGGAUCGCCAAUUCUGGCCGUCCUUCGAAGAGAACGAAAACCCUAAUUCCGAUCUCCAGAACCAGCAAACCCUAGAAUCUCUCCAAAUCCAAAUCCGCAGCCGGCAAGAGAGAAGGGCGAUGGGAGGGCACGGAGGCCUCAACAUAUUGCCGCAGAAGCGGUGGAACGUCUAUAACUACGAGAACCGCGAGAAGGUCCGCCGCGACGAGGAGGCUGCCGCCCGCGAGGAGCAGCUCAACCGCGAGCAGUCCCGCCGCCGCGACUUCGAAUUCCGCCUCGAGCGCCUCCGCCAGGCCCGCGGCCUCUCUUCCUCAUCCGCCUCCGCCGUUGCAGCCGCUGCCGCCGCCGCCGACACGCCUUCCUCCGAUUCCCGCCACAUCAACCUCUUCGACGGCCUCGCCGACUUCUCCUCUCUUGGCAGCGCCCAGGAGGAAUCCAACAAGUACAGGAAAGACGAGGCCGAAGACGGCGGUUCCAAGAAAUCCAAGAAGAAAAAGAGGGAGGAGAGGCCCCCGGCGGUGUCGCCGGAGGACGAGAAGUACAAGCUGGGGUACGGCCUGGCCGGGAAGGGCGUGAAGGCGCCGUGGUACCUCUCGAGGUCGUCGUCCUUGUUGUCAGAAGACGUUGAUGAGGGGAUCGAGGGUUGGAGCUCUUCGGCGAGCGUGGAUGGAUCCGGGAAGAAGAAUGGGGGGAAGAGGACGAUAGAGGAGCUGAGGGAGGAGCGGAUGAGGAGGGAGAAGCAGGAAAAGGAAAGGGAGCGGGCGCUCCUUGCAUCGGCAACAAAGAAGGGAACGGAUCGAGGGUUUUCUAGGCGGCACCUGCGAAAUGAAAGCUAAGCAGCGGUAAGGGGACUCAUUCAGUGAUUCUGGCAAAGUCUUGCUCUGAAGGAUCAUUCUUCUUCUGGAAGAAUGAUUUUUGAUGAGAAGGUUCUGAAUAUGGAGGACUCUCAUAUGCAUGUAAAUUGUUCUUUUUCCUAUUCUUAAAUGUUUGGUGGAUUAUGAUGAUGAAGUGCUGUACUUUGUGUUACUUUAUUCUCUAACCGACUGAAACUAGAGAAUAGUGGUUUCUGGAUCUAUAUGAUGAUGUAACUUCUGAAAUGGGACAGUUUUGGAGCAGAUCUCUAGUUAACAGCUGCACUUUUUAAAUGUCAAGAGAAGCACUAUCUUUUGUGUCAAUCGUCAAGCACGGCCUUUGAAACAUGUAUAUGGUCACAGCUGCAGUCUGCACCUUUGAUGGGCAAAAUGAGAAUUUGACAGGUCCUUGAUUCC
Molecule: messenger RNA, 1330 nt
Organism: Phoenix dactylifera (date palm)
Lineage: Eukaryota; Viridiplantae; Streptophyta; Magnoliopsida; Arecales; Arecaceae
Product: leukocyte receptor cluster-like protein
Source: RefSeq, a predicted model, not a curated record